AUGUUUAUCCUCUCCUUCUCGGCAAUACCAGCCAAUAAGGUGCACAACCGACCCAUACCCUUCCUCAUAAUACGACCACAAGCUGUCAACCUCCAUAGGCAGCACAAGCAGCUUUCCUUCCUCUGGCGAGAACUUGUACGCGAACAGCUUAACGCACCAGAGAAAGUAGACCAUGCCAUCGCCGACUUUGAAAUGCACCGCCUUGCCAGAGAUAGGGAUGUAUUCAGAGAAUUUGUCAACAAUGGUGACAGUGGUCAAGAUGACAGCAUUGCAGUUGAAGCAAAAGAAAAUCACGCAGCCCCUCGCUCCCACCUCCUCCGCUUAACUCCUUUCCUUCCGCACCCCAAUCCUCUCGCCUCCUCCUCGCGCACGGCCGCACUCCAAGACCCCUCCCAACGCACGCCCCUUGGUGUAUCCGCCUCCUCUCGUGCUGCCACUCGCCGGCCUCCUGCCCUUGUCGUUCCGCGCCUCCAGCCUCCUCCGGCGUCGCCACGUGAGGGCCCCAUCGCCUCGCUGCGCCGCGCCCCUGCCACCUGCCGCUCAACUACGCGCCGCCGCCUCCCCACGGCCUGUCGUGCCGGUCGCUUGCUGUGCAGCCGUGCGCCGCCCCCUUCGGUGAGACAAGCAAGCAACGAAGCAGCAGGGACUAUGUUCAUCAGGCGAGCGCACACAUUUGGGAGGCAAGAAAAGGCUCUGGACGUUGGCCAUCAGCGAGAGCUCAAAAAACACCGGAUCGAUCAGGGACAAGGCGGAUUGUUGUUGGCCAAGAUUUGAUUUUCUCUUGGGAAUUUAACGCACUAGUUCCUUCAUCCAUGUGCUACUAAAAAUUGUUUAGUUUAUCCCAAGAUACUACGUAUGU
Messenger RNA from Phragmites australis (common reed), 859 nucleotides. RefSeq lists its product as uncharacterized. The transcript has 3 exons. NCBI's taxonomy places the organism in Eukaryota, Viridiplantae, Streptophyta, Magnoliopsida, Poales, Poaceae. The record is from RefSeq and is a predicted model, not a curated record. The coding region runs from base 1 to 774 and encodes 257 amino acids.